Molecule: messenger RNA, 2299 nt
Organism: Melanaphis sacchari
Lineage: Eukaryota; Metazoa; Arthropoda; Insecta; Hemiptera; Aphididae
Product: acetyl-coenzyme A transporter 1-like
Exons: 9
Coding region: 239-1813 (524 amino acids)
Cellular component (GO): membrane
Molecular function (GO): acetyl-CoA transmembrane transporter activity
Source: RefSeq, a predicted model, not a curated record
AUCAUGUUGUUAUAUAAUUGAUAUUUUUUUAAGCUAUUCAACUAUGACUAGCUACUAAUCUGAUGGCAUUGAAUGCGAUUUUUACUAUGUUGCAAGCCAUGAAGGAUAAGAUUCAAAACAAAUAUAUCUAGUUUUACAUUCUCUUUAGUAUAAAUAGUGAAGCGAUCGGUACAAAUUCUUUUUUUUCAACUUGCGUUUAUCUUGAAUCACACGCGUAAUAUAGCGAAGAAUCAACGUCAUGACUGUACCAAAAUUUGGAGAUGAACAACAAAAACCUGCGGUAGUGACAGAUGAUUCGAAUUCAGUUGAUAAGCCAAAUUUGAAAGGAGAUUGGUUGAAUUUUUUCCUAUUGAUGUUACUGUACACGAUGCAAGGCAUACCAUUAGGUAUAGCGUCAGCAAUGCCGAUAAUUUUGCAAAGCAACAAGAAUGUUACUUACAAAGAUCAAGCUUUAUUUAGCUUAGUAGCAUGGCCGUUUAGCUUAAAACUGAUAUGGGCCCCUUUGGUAGAUGCUCUCUACGUGCAAAAGAUGGGAAGACGAAAAUCUUGGCUUAUACCGGUUCAAUAUUUAAUGGGAGCAUGUUUCAUUUAUAUGGCUAGUAACAUCGAUGAAUGGUUGCCAGAAACACAAAAACCGGAUAUACUGAAAUUAGUAUCCGUAUUUUUCUUCGCGAAAAUCUUGGCUGCCACACAAGAUAUAGUCGUCGAUGGUUGGGCGUUAACAAUGUUGAAGAAGAAUAAUGUGGGCUAUGCGUCUACUUGCAAUGCAACGGGCCAAGUGAUGGGUAUAAUGUUAAGUUCUGUAUUUUCUGUCUUGUUAACGUCAGAAGACUUUAGCAACAAGUACUUACGGAUUAAGCCAGAUGUCGGAGGAGUGUUCACCAUGAAGAGUUUAUUCUAUGUGUGGGGUAUUCUAUUUAUAUUAAUAACGUCAUUGAUUGCAAUUUUUAAAAAAGAAAAAGAUAACAGACUAGAGGAUGACCACGUAAAGCUCAACAUUGUUCAAAAUUAUUCACUACUAUGGGACAUUUUAAAAUUACCAAAUAUUCAAUUAUUGGCAAUAUCAUUGUUGACAGCUAAGAUUGGAUUUGCUGCAACUGACAGUGUGUCGAUAUUAAGACUCAUUGAUGCGGGAGUACCGAAAGACAAUAUUAUGGUUAUACACACAACCAUGUUUGCUGUAAAGAUUAUUUUGCCACUUAUAAUAGCAAAAUACACUUCUGGUCCGAAACCGAUGAACGUAUACCUAUCAGCAAUACCCGUCAGAUUACUUUGGAAUAUUUCAUUUGUGGCAUUUAUUUAUUAUACACCAGUAAUGAUAACAAUGAUUAAUGGGUUUGUUAAUAUUCCAAUAUAUUACUAUGCACUUUUAGUAUUUAUACUAUCAAUACACGAUAUUCUAGCGAACAUAAUGACUGUAGCUAUAUUGGCAUUUUUCUCUCGAAUAAGUGAUUCUCGUUUUGGUGGUACUUAUAUGACAUUAUUGAAUACACUUUCAAAUUUGGGACAUGCAUGGUCGUCUUCAGUUGCUAUUGGAAUGAUAGAUUUUCUAACAUUUAAAGAAUGUUCAUUAGAUCGCAAGAAUAAUUGUUCUACCUUAAAUCUGAAAAACGUGUGCGAAACAAAUGGAGGUGAUUGUAAUGUUGUAGUGAACGGUUAUUACGUAGAAACAGCCGUAUGUACCGUGAUCGGAAUCGUUUGGUUUUUUAUUUUCAGAAUUAUCCUUAAGAACAUUCAAACUAAGGAUUCUUCUCAUUGGUUGGUCAACAUAAAAAAACCUACCUGCAAGGAAAAUAAAACAAGUGUAAAUUAAUCAUCUAUGUUCACUCUUAAAGUCAUAAUGAGUGAAUAUUUCGAAUGUAUAAAAAUGUAUUGUAAUUUAUUUAUUUUUAUUUAUUAUUUUAGUACUAUGUAUCGAUAAUUGUUAUUAGGUUUUCUAUUGAGAAUUUAAAUUAUAAUGUUAUAGUAAUGGUUAUCAGUUAUCACUUAUUCAUUUUAUUUUAUGUGAAAUUGUACCAUAUUUCCUAUAUACUAGUUUGGUAAAAAUAAAGUUAAUCAUUGUAAAUUUAACCAUGACGAAAUCAAAAAAAGUUUUAACAGACAUUUAUUAUGAACAGACUAGAUUUGUACUCAAAUACAGCUGAUGAACAAAUAUUUAACAUUUCUUAUGAUAUUGGUCACCUCAAACGCCUAAAGAUGUUCGAUAGAGAUACUACUUUAAACGUACAUUAUGUAUUAUUAUUUGAAAUUAUACAGGUAUUGUGUAUUGUACUUAUAAUUACUUCAGAUUAUUUCAAUA